GAGCGGCGGCGGCGGCGGCGGCAGCGGCGGCGGCGGCACUGGCAUUGUGCGCGCACCAGCAGCCCGGCCCGGGAGGAGCAGGACGCGCCGGGGCCGCCUCCUCCCGCACGGACCCAUGAACCAGCCGGGCGGCGCGGCGGCUCCGCAGGCUGACGGAGCCAGUGCAGCCGGAAGAAAAAGCACUGCAAGCAGGGAGCGCUUGAAGCGCAGCCAGAAGAGUGCCAAGGUGGAGGGCCCAGAGCCUGUGCCUGCCGAGGCCUCGCUGAGUGCCGAGCAGGGGACGAUGACGGAGGUGAAGGUGAAGACUGAGCUGCCUGAUGACUACAUCCAGGAAGUGAUCUGGCAGGGCGAGGCCAAGGAGGAUAAGAAGGCUGUCAGUAAGGAUGGCACCGGCGAUGUGCCUGCUGAGAUCUGCGUGGUGAUCGGCGGCGUCCGCAACCAGCAGACCCUCGAUGGAAAAGCGCCCGAAAGCAGCCCUCACGGUGGAUCUGUGCGAAGCCGGUAUUCAGGGACCUGGAUUUUUGACCAAGCAUUGAGAUAUGCAUCUGGGUCCUAUGAAUGUGGGAUCUGUGGGAAGAAGUACAAGUAUUACAACUGUUUCCAGACCCACGUACGGGCACACCGCGACACCGAAGCCACCUCAGGGGAGGGAGCCUCCCAAAGCAACAACUUCAGGUACACAUGUGACAUCUGUGGGAAGAAGUACAAGUAUUACAGCUGUUUCCAAGAGCACCGGGACCUGCACGCUGUGGAUGUGUUCAGUGUGGAAGGGGCCCCCGAGAAUCGAGCAGACCCCUUCGAUCAAGGUGUUGUGGCCACUGAUGAGGUGAAGGAAGAGCCCCCGGAACCUUUCCAGAAAAUUGGUCCAAAAACUGGCAAUUACACCUGUGAGUUUUGUGGGAAGCAGUACAAGUACUACACGCCCUACCAGGAGCAUGUGGCCUUACACGCCCCCAUCAGUACUGCCCCCGGGUGGGAGCCGCCGGACGAUCCAGACACGGGCUCUGAGUGCUCACAUCCAGAGGUCACUCCAUCUCCACGCUUCGUGGCAGCGAAGACCCAGACGAACCAGUCAGGGAAAAAAGCUCCUGCCUCGGUGGUCCGAUGCGCCACGCUCUUACACCGAACUCCUCCAGCCACCCAAACCCAGACGUUCCGCACUCCAAAUUCGGGAUCUCCAGCGAGCAAGGCUACCGCAGCAGAAAGCGCUUUCAGUCGGAGAGUGGAAGGCAAAGCACAAAACCACUUUGAGGAGACCAACAGCAGUUCACAGAACUCCAGUGAAACUGCAAGUCCCCUGAUUUCCAAUCCUUUCCCUCUCCUGCAGAAGCCCUACACCUGUGGCGCCUGUGGGAUCCAGUUCCAGUUCUACAACAACCUGCUGGAGCACAUGCAGUCUCAUGCAGCUGACAAUGAAAACAACAUCACCUCCAACCAGUCCCGCUCACCACCUGCUGUUGUGGAAGAGAAGUGGAAACCUCAGGGCCAGAGGAACAGUGCCAACAACACCACGACUAGUGGUUUAACACCCAACAGCAUGAUCCCUGAGAAGGAGCGGCAAAACAUCGCAGAGCGCCUACUGCGGGUCAUGUGCGCUGACCUGGGUGCAUUGAGUGUGGUCAGCGGGAAGGAGUUCCUCAAGUUCGCCCAGACCUUGGUAGACAGUGGUGCCCGCUACGGGGCCUUCUCAGUCACUGAGAUCUUGGGCAACUUCAACACGCUGGCACUAAAGCACCUGCCACGCAUGUACAACCAGGUGAAGGUGAAGGUGACGUGUGCCUUGGGCAGCAAUGCCUGCCUGGGCAUCGGUGUCACCUGCCACUCUCAGAGUGUUGGGCCCGACUCCUGCUACAUCCUCACAGCCUACCAGGCUGAGGGGAACCACAUCAAGAGCUAUGUGCUGGGCGUAAAGGGUGCGGACAUUCGGGACAGUGGCGACCUGGUACACCACUGGGUGCAAAACGUGCUGUCAGAGUUCGUGAUGUCGGAGAUCAGGACAGUGUACGUGACAGAUUGCCGGGUAAGCGCGUCCGCCUUCUCCAAGGCUGGCAUGUGCCUUCGCUGCUCAGCCUGUGCCUUGAACUCAGUGGUGCAGAGUGUGCUGAGCAAGCGGACACUGCAAGCCCGCAGCAUGCACGAGGUCAUCGAGCUGCUAAACGUGUGUGAGGACCUGGCGGGCUCUACAGGCCUCGCCAAGGAGACCUUUGGGUCUCUGGAGGAGACGUCACCACCGCCCUGCUGGAACUCAGUGACGGACUCACUGCUGUUGGUGCAUGAGCGCUAUGAGCAGAUCUGUGAAUUCUACAGCCGAGCCAAGAAGAUGAACCUCAUCCAGAGCCUCAACAAGCACCUGCUCAGCAACCUGGCCGCCAUCCUCACACCUGUGAAGCAGGCUGUCAUCGAGCUGAGCAAUGAGAGCCAGCCCACACUGCAGCUGGUCUUGCCUACCUAUGUCCGGCUGGAGAAGCUGUUUACAGCCAAGGCCAAUGACGCGGGCACUGUCAGCAAGUUGUGCCACCUCUUCCUGGAGGCGCUCAAGGAGAACUUCAAGGUGCACCCAGCCCACAAGGUGGCCAUGAUCCUGGACCCGCAGCAGAAGCUUCGGCCUGUGCCACCCUACCAGCACGAGGAGAUCAUCGGCAAGGUCUGUGAGCUCAUCAAUGAGGUGAAAGAGUCCUGGGCUGAAGAGGCUGAGUUUGAGCCCGCUGCCAAGAAGCCACGCUCCACCGCCGGGGAGCACCCCACGGCUCAAGAGGACGAUCGCCUGGGGAAGAACGAAGUGUAUGACUACCUGCAGGAGCCCCUUUUCCAGGCCACCCCAGAUCUUUUCCAGUACUGGUCCUGCGUGACCCAAAAGCACACAAAACUCGCCAAGCUUGCCUUCUGGCUCCUGGCAGUUCCUGCCGUGGGGGCAAGAAGUGGCUGUGUAAAUAUGUGUGAACAAGCACUUCUCAUCAAAAGGAGGCGACUGCUCAGUCCAGAAGACAUGAACAAACUCAUGUUUCUGAAAUCCAACAUGCUUUAAAGCUUUACUUUGGGAAAGCAGAUCAACAAAACAAAAGGAGAACAUUGGAAAAACACAACACUGUCACAAACAAAGAAAAGGAAUUUAAGUUCUAAACACUGUGGACCUCAUUCUAAAUGCCCCCUGGAAACUUAAGUGCUUUUUUUCAGUGUGUGUGUACUUGUGUGUCCACACCCACAUGUGUGCACGCACCUGAACGUGCGUGCCCUGGGUGUGGAGGCUUUGUGCUUAUCUGUGCAGCCAGAAAAGUUUCCACAUACGUGCACUCACACGCGACCCUGGUGCAUGUGCACACGCCUGCACGAAGGCGUGUGUGCAUUGGACUGGGCGUGUCAGGAAAGCCAAGUGACUGGGAAAGAGGGAGAAGUUUCACCUUUUCUCGGGAAGGGGCUCUAAAGACUCCGUUUUUCAGGUAUGCAGAUUGGGAGAAACAUUAACAUGUUCAGGCAGCUGCGAUCUGAAGUGACUUGAUGUUCCCUGUCCUCUACCCCUGCCGCCCCCCACCCUCCUUCCCCCCAACCCCUACGGUGCCCGCCCCCUGCCCCAGCUGCUCUGCCGUGGAUUCUCCAGACUGCAUCCAAUGGACAGUUUCUGCACUGGACUUUGUUUCUCGUUCACCUUCAGGGCAUUGAGCUGUUGCCUCUGUGAUCACCCUUGGGUAUCCCAGGCAGCCGCCUUAGAAACACACCUAUCUAUCUCCCCAAAUCAGGAAAAGAGACAAGAAUAUAAAGCCGACAUUUUGCUUUUUAAUAUAAGAGAGGGAAAAAAAAAGAGACAUUUUUCAGAGAAGUAUAGAUAACUGUCUCCACUCAAUGUUUUUCCUGACAUUUUGGCAGUUUUUACCUUUUUGGGGUUCAUUUUAUUUUUUCAGAUUUGCGUUAGACUCUGCUAGGAGGCACUGAAUGUGUAUAACUUAUGUUUUGGAGUGUGUGGGUUUUUACUUGCCCUUUUUGUUCCUCAAGUCACACUGUAAACUAGCUCAUCUCAGUGGUAUAUUCAGUAUCCUAAGGUUUUUAUCAGCCUCCCCCAUACAGUCCGGUUUUCCUGUUCUCAGAUGGACAAGAUGUGUGCUGUCUGGAGACCAAGGGAGGGGGCGGGAUUGCGGGUUCCUCAGAUGUGGGGUUUGGUGGAAGCCAUAUGGGCAGCACGUGGGGUUCUCGGAAUGUAAGCAGAAGAGCCGUGUUCUGGUUCGCUGUGUCUGGUACUGUGAGCAUCUGGCUUCUGUUCCCAGAGUGCUUUCCGCUCCUCACCACAUCCCCCACCCCCAAGGCUCCUGAGUUGAUCCAUAUUCACAGCCACCCCCCACCACCAUCCAGUCCCUCCUCCCUCCCCAGGGUUCAUCCAGGCAGUCUUCAGCCCUCAGGGGUCCCUAGAGGCACCUCCAAUGGCCAGCCAGGAUGGCAGUUGAGUUUGGUGCCUUGUGGGCUGAAUAGUUGAUGUUCUGAUGGUGACACCCUCCACUCAAUGCUGUGACAGGGGUCUUUAGGCCCCUCUCCUGAUCCCCCAGCCAGGAGCAACUGAGGUUCUGCUGAGAAGAACACAUUCUCUCCAAGAGAGAAAGAUCACCUCUCCACCCUACCCCGCCCUUGAGUGAAUGAAGAGCUGGUGGUCCCCUGUCCCUCAGGUGUCUGUGGCUGUGGGAUAGGGAUUGCUGUGAUUCAGGCUGAGAAUGACCACCAUUGUUGGCGCUCUUUGCGAAGGCAUCUUCUGCCAUCCUGGGGGUUGGCUAAGUGGACCCCCCACACACCCAGUAAUAAAGCAUUACUCAACUGUGAGAUACCUCGAUUACAAAAAGCACUGUACCAUAGCCCUCUCUCCUGGGGCCCUGGCAGGAUGGGAGUAAACUUGGUUUAAAACUCAAGAAGGCUUAAGCAUCGUGAUCAUGGACCCAGAACACUGUUUUUGGAGGCCAAGCCUGUACACUUCACCUCAUGAAACUAACCCAGCUCUUCCUGCAGCAUUGGACAUUAUGAAAUGGAUCAGAGUGGGCCAUUUCCACAACUGCUUCAGCAAGCCAUGCUCCCAAGGAACCGAAGACCGGCUCCUCUCCUGGAAAAGAAGUUCUAGGUAUUUCUUCUGUAUUUCCAACUCUUACUACCACCAGCUAGAAGAGCCUCCAUCCACAGUGGAGCUGGAACAGGGAGAAUCCAGACAGGAACCAAAUAUUGCUUCCUAAAGAAUAUGAAACAUUGGCAGAUUUUCUGAUCAGACCUUUGGACAUUCUGGAAGGUGGGUUCUGGGUUGCUGAUGAUUGACAGAUGCUUCUUAUCAAUUGUGCUUGACUGCUAGAUGGGACGAUCACAGUGUGGCACUUUCAGCCACACGGGAAGGACAGGAGCUGCCGAUUUAGGUUAUCAGUAAAAGCAGAGCUAGUUUUGCUGGCCAGGGUAUUACUGAACCAUUGAAUUGCAAAACCAGCAGCAGUGCCAAGAUACACAGAGCACUCAGCAGUCUCCUCUUGUGUGAGAUACUUGUGCUCCAGAAUGAAAACGAGUGAAUCAUACCUACCGGAAGUAUUAGGAAUUAGGUUGUCACCUCCAGUAAUCCAGUUCUUUUGCAGCUGAGUUCAGUACUUCGGCUUAGCUUGCCUCUGCAGGUUAGCUGUAAAUGCUGUUAGGUUCACAAAAAGCUGUCUUGGGAGCUGCCUUGUCCACAAUGCUAACACAGUGGAAGGCAGUCAUUUCUCUCUUAGCACCUGUGGUUCCCCAGAAACUGGUGUCACCAACUGGAAAGGCUGUAUCAGGUGCCCCCUCAGCCUGCCUUCUCUCAUAGGCUCUUCCCACGGUGCAAAUCCUGCUGUGACAGGCAGCUUAACAAAAUCCAAAGAUCUCACAGGUCAGCUACCUGCCCCAUUUUUUCCAGCAAUAUCCACCUUACCAAAUUUCCAGCUCAUCCAAAGGACUGAGACCGGCUCUUCCAGUUCAUCUCCUGGUGCCUGGCUUAGUCUUACCCUUCAGAAGGAUUUUGUCAUCUGACACACAAUUCUGUGACUACCAUAGAUCUCUCUACCACAGGCCUUUGCGAGCUGGCAGACUAGGAAGUUGGGCUAUUUCCGUCUUAGCUUUGCAAGUAAAGGUGGUUGCCUGCUGACUUGGGAGACAGCUCGCCUCAAGCCAUGUGAUUCCCAGGACAGAAUCAGCCUCUGUUUUGACAUCCACAACCCAAGAGGAAAUAUGCUUCUUUCUGCUCAGCAGGGCUUUUCCCUCUCUGUGGUCACCAACAGAGCACAAGCUAAGAACUGCAGCCUCUUGAAUGAUCCCUCAGAUUUUCAUUAACCCAGGGCUCUCAGGUCUACCAGGAAGAUGCUGUAUCCUGAUUGUGGAUGGAUGCACGCAUCCCAGCACAGUUCCCCAUGCUUAGGUCAGGUCCCCCUCUGGUGGCAUUUAGAAGCCAGGAACUAGUGCCACCCGAGUAAACUGUCUUCAUUCCUGUGGGUUCCCAGCACAGAACGCCACCUACCGCAUCACAAGUUAGGACAUAUCCCCACAUAUUCCACUCGAUGGCUUCAUGCUUGGCAUCAGGAAGAAUGCACCAAGGUUUCAUGGCAAGGAGAGAAGGGCAGCCAGUGGCAUGGAUGGGAAGUCACGGAUCUCCAGAAGCCCAGGAAGGAAUUUUGGCACCAGCCAUUUGGCCUGCUGAGAGCCCUCACUUUGACCUGUUCUCUCUCGCACUUUCUAGAAACACCGAAGAGUUCUGCAAGGCAUUUUCCACUGUGAAGCCAAAACCUCUACCUUUAAGGAGUUCCGUGCUAACACUUGCUUCCCCUGGGCUUGGGUUUGACUCCUUGAAGAGGGCACCUGGAGAGAUGUCAGAAGUGUGGCAUGUCCUGUCUAGGGCCACAGGGUAACCAGGUUUGCAGUGAAGCCAGAACAAAGAUGGAAAUCAAAAGCCUGUGCUCAGCAAGGUAGACCUUACUGUUGUCUUGCUGUGCUUGAAGAGGAGUGGCCAAGGGCAUAAUGGUAGGUGGCCUCCUUGACCCUAUCAUAAGCUGCACCAAAUUCCGAGAUUCGCCCUGGCCUUGGGAGCAUGGCAAGGACACUGUCUCUGGGAUGUAUCAGAGGACUCCUGGAAAGGCCGUAGUUCCGACGGCACCAAGAAACCACUUGAGGCUCAGGCUGUGCCCUGCAGACAGAAGCUGGGGGCUCUGGGCCCUGCCCGGCCGGCCGACCCCUUGCUGGCGGUGGGCGAUCCGGGAAGGAGCCGCCCUUCACUGUGGCUAAUGUUGCUAGGCCAGUUAUGGUGAACCAAUGAAAACAGUGUUUUCCCUCUUUCCUUUCCCUGCAGGCCUCCCCUUUGCAGGGUUCCCAGAGGGGGGGCGGAUUUUGUUCUUAUUUUCUUCCUCUCUUGGGUCUAAAGAUCGUGGUCGGGAGAGCCGUGGCUUCUGCCCAAGGAGACUUGUGGUUUCUGAAUGAGAAGGCACCUGCUCCCGCUGGAAGCAGGGAGCAGCUCUUGGUCACUGUCUGCCACCUUCAGGCCCCGCCCCCUCCAGCUGCUGUAAGAGGACUUGCCCGUCUGCAUCCGGGCAUUAGCAUCACAGCCCAGCAGGGUCCUGCCCACCCAAGCGUGCCCCUGGGCAUCUUGACUCUUCGAACCAAAGUUCCUUAAAGGGGCGCAGCCCAGCCUUGUCCGCAACCUCAGGGGCCUGGGGUUUCUGUGGCACCACCUGAAAUCCCGGUUGGCACAGGCCAUGGGGUCUGAGACCCGCCGGAAGGAAGGGCUCCACGUCUCUGCCUAGGACCUCCGGCUGCCCAGCCAGGGUGGGUGGCUGCCCAAGGAGCAAGCGAGCUCCUGGACCGGCAUGGGCUGGGCCUGCCCCGCCAGCCAGGAGCGAGCGGGAGCCCCGCGGCAGGGCCACCCACAGCCCAAGCAUCAGGAAAUCAUUUUGUACAACCACCCGAAGCAGAGAUAUUUUUUAAGAAAUGUAAAUUAUUUUCAGUUUUCUGAUCCUAUCUUUUUCUCCCGCCCCCCCCCCCAACUUCACGUCGGUGAUUCGUUCACAUCAGGUAAAUCUCGAGAACGCCUUGGUGCCCCUGCCCCCCCCCCGCCUUCCCCCCACUCUAACCGCGUGCGUGCACCCCUCGUCCCUUCUCAGUAGUUAAGACAUUCUAGGCAAUACCAUAGGCACAUCUGACUGUGUCUCUCUUUUGAGUGCAAGAAACUCAAGUCAUCUUAAAAAAAAAAAAACAAAAAAAUUUACAAAAAAGCAAACACAAAAAAAUAUCUUUUUUAGGCCAGAGUUUUCUACAGGUAUUAAUGAAUAUUUUUCUUAAUCCUUAUAAGUUUUAUGUGUUUAAUAUUUCUUAAUACCGGUAGCAUUAAUUUAUACUUUUGUAGCAACACAAUAUUUUUAUAAACAGCCAGUGCUUGGCUCAAGUCUUCACGGGGGUUUAUGCAGGGCCAUCUUGGGACCCUGUGUACCAUGUACUGUAUUUAAAAAAAAAUAAAAUAAAAAGUCACCCAGUGUCACACUCGCUGUGUUACAAGAGGUGUUGCUGGCAGUCUCCUUGAUCGCUGGUGUGGAUCCCGCAGUUCACAAGGAGUCACAUUGCAUGGGGGUUGAGUUGGCAGUCCUUAUUGAUACGUGAACCCCCGAGACCAAACUUGAGGGUUUAUUUAGGGUUUUGUGUGUGUCCUUCAGGUUUGCUGUUUCAUUUUGUUUUGGUACCGUUUCUCCAUUUACAGCCAAGUCAGUUUCAUGAUGUUUAAAACUUCUACUGAUGUCAAAUGGAGGAAAGGAUCAGAAAAAAAAAAAAAAACUUACGAAGUAAUAAAAUUUAAAACUGAGCUGUUUAAAUGUUGCUGUUUUUACCUGUCUGUUCUUGUCCACAAGUGGGACAUUCUCUGGGAGGAGAGUUCCACCUGGUUUCUUAAGUCGCCAAAAGCCCCAGCCCAGGAUUCUGUACCCCCGCCCCGGCCCCCUGAAUUCUCGCCACAUUAUUUCCCGGUUGGUUGAUGCCAAGGCAAAAAGACAUCCUUUUAACAGUUAGAGAGGAUCAGUUGCUUAAAUGAGUUCAUGUCAGUGUUGUAUUUAUGGUUUUACAAUAAAAUGACCUUUAGGAA
Molecule: messenger RNA, 9085 nt
Organism: Cavia porcellus (domestic guinea pig)
Lineage: Eukaryota; Metazoa; Chordata; Mammalia; Rodentia; Caviidae
Gene: Znf618
Product: zinc finger protein 618
Exons: 16
Coding region: 116-3025 (969 amino acids)
Source: RefSeq, a predicted model, not a curated record